This is a messenger RNA of Phycomyces blakesleeanus NRRL 1555(-), 432 nucleotides long. RefSeq lists its product as hypothetical. Lineage: Eukaryota; Fungi; Mucoromycota; Mucoromycetes; Mucorales; Phycomycetaceae. The coding region runs from base 1 to 432 and encodes 143 amino acids. The transcript has a single exon. The record is from RefSeq and is a predicted model, not a curated record.
AUGCACCCUCACAGAAAGGCCACACUCAUUGCAAGGCUACCCAUGUCCUUGAAAGGAAAUGUUUCCUUUGAUGUUAAUCCUACCAAAGGCGAUUUAAACAGUACACCAAUCAUUGAUAGUGAUUCAAAGCUCAUCGUGCAUCUUUUGAAACCCUCUCAGCAAAAUACUAAUACUCCAUCAUCCAAAGUCGAUAACCCUACUUGUCACACUUUGGUUCAAAUCCUGUCUGCCUCAGAAAGCACAAAAACCUGUAACAUGGCCCCUCGUUGCGUUUCUUUAGGAGAAAGUACAAUCCAGAAAACGAGAUUCAAGCCAAAAAAGGAUGUUAGAUUUGUUGACAAGUCCAACUCUACAUCACCCAGAGUACUUCGAAGUCGAACAAAGGCAAUAGCAAUAGCAAGAGCAAUGGCCGUUUCCAAGGACAAAGUCUGA